AUGACGACCAUCACCCAAUACGGCCUUACCGAGAAGGCCUUAUCCUACCAAGCACCACACCCAGCGGUCGCAGAGAAAGAGACGAGCAAAGAUCGCGCUGCGUUCGCCGAUCCAGAGAAGAAGUCUCUCCUCGCAGCUGCCACGAAAGUCAGGCAUUUGACUCCAUACGUUGGAACCGAGCUGGUGGGCGUACAAUUGAGCCAGUUGAACUCCCAGCAGAAAGACGAGCUCGCAUUGUUGGCGGCCGAGCGCGGAGUCGUGUUCUUCAGAGAUCAGCAUAUUGAUAUCGAUCAGCAGUAUGAGCUCACGAAGCACUAUGGUGAUACGACAAAAGCUGACAGCGGAUCCAAUUACAGCGAUAUCCGGGCAUACUCAAACUAUGGCGCGGAUUACCACUCGGAUCACUCCUUUGAGAUUAACCCUCCAGCAUACACUAUGUUGCGUCUCGUCCGUACGCCGGAGACCGGAGGCGACACUAUCUUCACCUCUCAGACGGCGCUGUACGACAAAUUGAGUCCCGGGUUCCAGAAGCUCUUUGACUCGCUGCACGCUGUGCAUAGCUCUGAGGCUGGCUUCCUGAACUCGGUGAAUAGAGGCGUGACCCCUUUCCGUGGUCCAGUCCGCCGUGAGCACCCAUUGGUGCGAACUCACCCCGUCACCGGCGUAAAGUCCCUCUUCUACAACCCAUCGUUUGUGAUCCAUCUUUCCGAACUCAAAGGCCAAGAAGCAAUCCACACUCUCAACUUCCUCCGCGAGCACCUCCACGCUGCGGACGACUUGACCGUGCGCUGGAAGUGGGAGCCCGGAAGCGUGGCCUUUUGGGACAACCGCGUGAUCGCCCAUCGUGCGAUUCCAGGAGGCUAUGAUCCGGCUCAGCGAGAGGGCAAGAGGACGGCUGUAUACGGCGAGAAGCCUUACUUUGAUCCUAAGAGCGAGAGCUUGAGCGAGAAGACCAAUAGAUUGGGCGUUGGAUCGAGCGUCAAGAUCACGAUCUAG
Zasmidium cellare ATCC 36951 is the source of this 996-nucleotide messenger RNA. RefSeq lists its product as uncharacterized. The coding region runs from base 1 to 996 and encodes 331 amino acids. Gene Ontology annotation, cellular component: cytoplasm. The record is from RefSeq and is a predicted model, not a curated record. The transcript is spliced from 5 exons. NCBI's taxonomy places the organism in Eukaryota, Fungi, Ascomycota, Dothideomycetes, Mycosphaerellales, Mycosphaerellaceae. Gene Ontology annotation, molecular function: 2-oxoglutarate-dependent dioxygenase activity.